AAAAAACAAAAGUAAGUUAUCAACAUUAAUGACCAAACUCAUACAAUGAAUUGUUGCUAAAAACUUCUUUAAGUAGGAAGAUGUUCGAAAAACAAACUCCCAAUACAAGAAACAUAUUAGUAAUAGGUAAAACAGGGAAUGGCAAGUCUGCCUUAGCUAAUGUGCUAGUUGAUAGCGAACAGUCGGAAACUUUCAAGGAGAGUGAUAAAAGCAUUAGCGAAACCAAACAAGCCAAAAGCGAAAAGGUUGAAAUUAUUUAUGGUGAUGAAAAAAUAAUAUAUCAGAUUAUUGAUACUACCGGAUUAUGCGAUACGGAUAUGGAUAAAGAUAAUAUUCUUCCUAUGUUGUAUGAAGCUAUUAAGCUACUUAACGGAGAAAUUAAUCAAAUUCUCUUUGUAGUAGGUGGUAGAUUUUCUAAAGAAGAAGAAGAAGUUUACAAUAUAUUUAAGAAUAUUCUUUUUUUUGAUUGUGACAUAUCAAAAUAUACUACUCUUGUGCGAACUAGGUUCUCUGAUUUUGAAGAUAGGAAUGAAUGUGAAAUAGACCGUAAAAUAAUAGAGAAAAAAAUUCCAGAUGAUAUUCAUAUUAUCUACGUAGAUAAUCCACCUUUGAAAGGCAAUGAAAAUAAAAUCAAGCUUAAUAAAGAAACUAGAAGAGCUUCCAAAGAGAUAUUAAUGAGACACUUAUUGGAUUAUUGUCGAAAAAGUUAUUGCCCAAGUAGUAUGCAAUUAAUUAAUGGCCGUAUCGGUGAUCAUGUUAAAAGGGAAAAAGAACUCGAAAAAGAAGAAGACGACCUAUGGGAACAAAUACGACAAGCAGAAGAUUUUCAGUGUGAAAAAUUAUUACAAAAACGGAUGGAUGAAUUAAAAUUAUUGAGAAGAGAAGAGGAGAAAAAAAUUUCUGAAGGAAUGAAACGAGGUCUUAUCGAUGUUAUUGAUCAGGCGGGAGAAAAUUGGAAACAUGCUGUGGAAACUGGUGUUGAACAGGGCAACAAGGUUUUACCAUUAAUAGGUGGUGCCGUAGGUGGUAUUUUAGGUACUGGAGUUGGCGCUGUUGGCACUGCUUUCAGCGCUCUAGGAUAUGUACUUACUACUGUUACUCGUGGAAAAAUUUAAUUACCUAAUAUAUAUUUGUCAGAUAAUUUCACAGUAAUCUAUAUUUUUUCUUUUCCUGUAACAUUUUAUCUUCAUUGAUAAGCGCUUUAUAGUUU
Rhizophagus irregularis DAOM 181602=DAOM 197198 is the source of this 1210-nucleotide messenger RNA. Lineage: Eukaryota; Fungi; Glomeromycota; Glomeromycetes; Glomerales; Glomeraceae. The record is from RefSeq and is a predicted model, not a curated record.